Molecule: messenger RNA, 1461 nt
Organism: Blumeria graminis f. sp. triticale
Lineage: Eukaryota; Fungi; Ascomycota; Leotiomycetes; Helotiales; Erysiphaceae
Source: the annotation of a GenBank genome assembly
AUGGCAAAGCGGAAACGAAACCAAAUAAAUAGUAACUCCACCGUCGUACCUUCCGACAAUAGUUCCAAAAAGAGCAAGCCACUAAUUGACCCAAUUCGCAAGCAUGAUGCCGCGAUAGCAGUAUCUGAUUUAGAAUCUCAUGAACAGCCUAUUAUCUUCCAGCUUAUAACAGGAUCAUAUGAAAAAAUACUUCAUGGCGUCAUGGCAACAGUUACUGGCUCCAAAGUUGAUUUUGUCGACACAUUUUUAUUCCACGCUCACACAGCGGCAAUUCGAUGCCUGGCCGUAUCACCCCCCACUGUCGGGGCAACCCAACAGGCCCAAAAAGUUCUCCUCGCUAGCGGUGGUACUGAUGAACGUAUCAAUCUAUAUCAUUUAUCAGCACAUGCGCCUAAACCCUCUACAAAACCUUCAACUAUCUUAGCACCACGCGUUGCAGAAAAUCCACUUAAUCGUGAAUUAGGCUCCCUCCUCCAUCACUCAAGCGCUGUAACAAAACUGUGUUUUCCUAAUCGCAGUAAGCUCUUGAGUGCGGCAGAAGAUCGCCAGAUCGCCGUGAUUCGUACGCGCGACUGGAGCCUAUUAUCCUCGAUUAAGUCUCCUGCACCCAAGCAAAUUGGAAGACCUAGCGGAGAUACAGCGCCUACUGGAGGCGCCCCUAGUGGAGUCAAUGACUUCGCUGUUCAUCCAAGUAUGAAGGUCAUGCUAUCUGUUGGCAAAGGAGAAAAAUGUUUACGAUUAUGGAAUCUGGUAACUGGAAAGAAAGCUGGGGCUCUGAAGUUUGAUCGAGAUCACCUAGUACAAGUAGGAGAAGAAAGACAUUCACUGGGAGAAGGGAGAAGGGUGGUGUGGGGGACAACUAAUGCGGGCGACGAAUUUUGUGUCGGGUUCGAGCGCGGACUCUUAAUCUAUGGUAUGAAUAGUAAGCCUAGAUGUAAGGUUUUCCCUGAACCGCGGACUAAACUUCAUCAGUUUAGUUACGUGCGGGUUAAGGGAGAUGAUAUGUUACUGGCAGUUUCUACAGAAGAUGGAAGGGUAUUGUUUUAUUCCACGAAGCCAGCCGAUCUACAAGAAUUGGCCAAAGACAGCAAAAGCGCUAUCCCAUCGGCAAAACCCCUUGCUCAGCUUGGUGGUAAGGCAGUCGACUUGUCAGGACGUAUAAAAGACUUUUUUUGCUUGUGGCCGGAACACGAAUCACCUAGAUUUUGUGUCAUAGUGACUGCUGGUAGUGAUGGAGCAUUAAGACUCUGGCAGGUUCAAACAUCAGACUUUUCAGAAGAUGCCGACGGUCCAAGACAAGUCGGUACCCUGCUUGGAACUUAUGAAACCAGUCAACGAAUAACAUGCCUCGCUGCUUUUACAAUGCUUCCAUAUAAUGGCACUAAUCCAGCCGAGGAUAAUAUAACUGCACUCGGCGUACAUGACGAGAUAAGUACCGAGGAAUUGACCGAUAGCGAAUGA